AUGACCGACGUAGAAAGCGUUGACAACAACGUAGUCGUGGAGGAGAAAACCGUUUUCGAUCACACCACGGCCAUACAAAAGGUUUUGAAGAACGCCCUGGUGCACGAUGGGCUGAAAAUUGGAAUCAGGGAAGUCAUUAAGUCCAUCGAGUCCAAGGAGGCCAAGGCCUGCUUCCUGUCAGACGUAUGUUCAGAGCCAGCAUACAAAAAAUUAAUCACAGCUUUGUGUACUGAAAAGAACAUCCCCCUUUUUAUGGUCGAAAAUGAUAGCAAGGAUUUAGGUCAGUGGGUUGGCUUGUUUAAAUUAGACAAAGAAGGAAAUGCCAGGAAGAUUAUUGGCGCGAGUUCCGUUUCAAUUAUUGACUUUGGUGAAGAAUCACCUGAGAGAGAUUAUUUAAUGCAACAGAAACAGCCCGCCGCGGCUGCUUAA
Plasmodium fragile is the source of this 429-nucleotide messenger RNA. Its product is annotated as 40S ribosomal protein S12. NCBI's taxonomy places the organism in Eukaryota, Apicomplexa, Aconoidasida, Haemosporida, Plasmodiidae. Gene Ontology annotation, biological process: translation. The record is from RefSeq and is a predicted model, not a curated record. Bases 1 to 429 code for a protein of 142 amino acids. Gene Ontology annotation, molecular function: structural constituent of ribosome. The transcript has 2 exons. Gene Ontology annotation, cellular component: ribosome; cytosolic small ribosomal subunit.